Messenger RNA from Drosophila sechellia, 3711 nucleotides. RefSeq names its product Unconventional myosin ID (gene Myo31DF). Lineage: Eukaryota; Metazoa; Arthropoda; Insecta; Diptera; Drosophilidae. Gene Ontology annotation, molecular function: microfilament motor activity; actin filament binding; ATP binding. Bases 179 to 3214 code for a protein of 1011 amino acids. Gene Ontology annotation, cellular component: cytoplasm; myosin complex; actin cytoskeleton. The record is from RefSeq and is a predicted model, not a curated record. The transcript has 10 exons. Gene Ontology annotation, biological process: endocytosis; actin filament-based movement; actin filament organization.
UCUGCAACUUUCUUUGAAUGCGGUCGAGUGCGGUUGUGCGACGGGCGAUUGUUGUUAUUUAUCUGCCGAAAACGAAACUGAAUCCAGCCGGCAAUUAGCAUCCCACCCCCUGUCUUCGACCGCCGGAAUACCGCUCCCUCAAAGAAACCUAGAGAAAACGCAGGAUCGAAAGGACACCAUGGCUAUGCAACGGGAAGCUGGAGUGCAGGACUUCGUCCUCCUCGACCAAGUGUCCAUGGAGAAGUUCAUGGAUAACCUGAGAAAGCGAUUCCAAAACGGAUCCAUCUACACAUACAUCGGCGAGGUGUGCGUCUCGAUGAAUCCGUACAGACAGAUGAACAUCUACGGUCCGGAGACCAUUCGCAAGUACAAGGGUCGGGAGCUCUUCGAGAAUGCCCCACAUUUGUUCGCCAUCGCCGAUUCCGCCUACAGGGUGCUCAAGCAGCGCCAGCAGGACACCUGCAUCCUGAUUUCCGGUGAGUCCGGUGCGGGCAAAACGGAGGCCUCCAAGAUCAUCAUGAAGUACAUUGCGGCGGUGACGAAUGCCCAGGGUCAGAACGAAAUCGAGAGAGUCAAGAACGUUCUGAUCCAGAGCAAUGCGAUCCUGGAAACCUUCGGCAACGCCAAGACGAACCGCAACGACAACUCCAGCCGCUUUGGAAAGUACAUGGACAUCGAGUUCGACUACAAGGCGGAUCCCGUGGGUGGCAUCAUCACCAACUAUCUGCUCGAGAAGUCGCGCGUGGUGCAGCAGCAGCCGGGCGAGCGGAACUUCCAUAGUUUCUACCAGCUGCUGCGUGGAGCCAACGACAACGAGCUGCGGCAAUAUGAACUGCAAAAGGAAACGGGCAAGUACCACUACUUGAACCAGGGCAGCAUGGACAUACUGACGGAGAAGUCCGACUACAAGGGCACCUGCAACGCCUUCAAGACCCUGGGCUUCACCACGGAUGAGGUGCAGACCAUUUGGCGCACAAUUGCCGCUGUCUUGCAUCUGGGAAAUGUGGAGUUCCAAACCAUUGAGGAUGAGCUGGUGAUCAGCAACAAGCAACACCUGAAAUCCACGGCCAAGCUGCUCCAGGUCACCGAAUCCGAGCUGUCCACGGCACUGACCAAACGGGUUAUUGCGGCCGGUGGAAAUGUGAUGCAGAAGGAUCACAACGCCACGCAGGCGGAGUACGGAAAGGAUGCUCUGGCCAAGGCAAUCUACGACCGUCUCUUCACCUGGAUCAUCUCCCGCAUCAACAGGGCAAUCCUAUUCCGCGGCAGCAAGACGCAGGCGCGAUUCAAUUCGGUCAUCGGAGUGCUGGACAUUUACGGCUUCGAGAUCUUCGACAGCAACAGCUUUGAGCAGUUCUGCAUCAACUAUUGCAACGAGAAAUUGCAGCAGUUAUUCAUAGAACUUGUGCUUAAACAGGAGCAAGAGGAGUACCAGCGUGAGGGCAUUGAAUGGACCAAUAUUGAAUACUUCAACAACAAGAUCAUUUGCGAUCUCGUGGAGCAGCCGCACAAGGGCAUCAUUGCCAUCAUGGACGAGGCCUGCCUCAGCGUGGGCAAGGUGACGGACGACACACUUCUGGGGGCCAUGGACAAGAACCUGAGCAAGCAUCCGCACUACACCAGUCGCCAGCUGAAGCCCACGGACAAGGAGCUGAAGCAUCGCGAGGAUUUCCGUAUCACCCACUACGCCGGCGAUGUGAUCUACAACAUCAAUGGAUUCAUCGAGAAGAACAAGGAUACGCUGUAUCAGGACUUUAAGCGCCUGCUGCACAACUCCGAGGAUGCUAACCUAAGCGAGAUGUGGCCCGAGGGAGCACAGGAUAUCAAGAAAACCACCAAGAGACCAUUGACAGCCGGCACCUUGUUCCAGAGAUCGAUGGCUGAUCUGGUGGUUACUCUGCUCAAGAAGGAACCCUUCUAUGUGCGCUGCAUCAAACCCAAUGACCUAAAGAGCUCCACAGUUUUCGAUGAGGAGCGUGUGGAGCACCAGGUGCGAUACCUUGGCCUACUGGAGAACUUACGCGUUCGUCGAGCCGGAUUCGUUCAUCGCCAACGCUAUGAUAAGUUCCUGCUCCGCUACAAGAUGAUCUCGCAGUACACUUGGCCCAAUUUCCGUGCGGGAAGCGAUCGCGAUGGUGUCCGUGUGCUGAUCGAGGAGAAGAAAUUCGCCCAGGACGUUAAGUACGGACACACGAAGAUCUUUAUACGCUCGCCACGCACCCUGUUUGCUCUGGAGCAUCAGAGGAACGAGAUGAUCCCACACAUUGUGACGCUGCUGCAAAAGCGAGUGCGUGGAUGGAUUGUGAGAAGAAACUUUAAGAAGAUGAAGGCGGCCAUUAUGAUCAUGCGCGCCUAUAGGGCCUACAAGCUGCGUAGCUACGUCCAGGAGCUGGCCAACCGCUUCCGGAAAGCCAAGCAGAUGCGCGACUACGGCAAGAGCAUCCAGUGGCCACAGCCGCCGCUCGCCGGGCGCAAGGUGGAGGCUAAGCUGCACCGUAUGUUCGAAUUCUGGCGAGCCAACAUGAUCCUGCACAAAUAUCCUUGCAGUGAGUGGCCGCAGUUACGCCUGCAGAUUAUCGCCGCCACUGCGCUGGCCGGAAGGCGACCCUAUUGGGGUCAAGCCCGCCGCUGGGUGGGUGAUUAUCUGGCCAACGUGCAGGAAAACAGCGGAUAUGAGGCCUACAGCGCGAGCAUAAAGAACAUAAGGAACCACCUCGCCGACGGCGAGACCUUCCAGCAAGUGCUCUUCUCCUCAUUCGUCAAGAAGUUCAACCAUUGCAACAAACAGGCUAAUCGCGCCUUCAUCGUUUCCGAUUCGACUAUCUACAAACUGGACGGAAUCAAGAAUAAAUUUAAGGACAUGAAACGCAACAUUAAAAUUAGGGAGUUGACGUCCAUUAGCGUCUCACCCGGCCGGGAUCAACUGAUCGUCUUCCACUCGCCGAAAAACUUGGAUUUGGUGUUUUCCCUGCAUAGCGAGUACACGCCCCUCAAGGAAGAUCGCAUUGGCGAAGUGGUGGGCAUUGUCUGCAAGAAAUACCAUGACCUCACCGGAACCGAGUUGCGUGUGAAUGUGAGCACCAAUAUUGCCUGCCGCCUGCACGGCAGGGCACGCAUCAUUACUGUGGAGGCGGCGUCCAAUGUGGAGGUGCCCAACUUCCGUCCUAAAGAGGGCAACAUCAUCUUCGAGGUGCCGGCGGCGUACUGCGUUUAGGCGGAGUCAACUCCGUCCAACUGUAUUGUAAAUUAUGAAACCUAGUUUUAAGAAUGGCCUCGACAGCCCUCUUUUCUACUUGUGACCCAAGUGUCCCAACAAGGACAUGACGACUCUGUGUAUACCGUGCCUUCCGCUUUGUAGUUUUUAAUACGUCAUUCUAUUUAGUCCUAUCUGUUUUUCUGUUCUGUGUCUUUGUUUGAUCGACAACAUGAUUGUAAUUUUGUAAAUUUUUCUAUUACGUAUGCGUUAAGGCGAUAUUUAUUUAACAUCCAUGUGAGAGGACCACCACCUCCGCCGGUUGAGCUGGCCGACGAAAACAACGAAAAGUAUUAAAUGUACUUUGUGCAUUUCUUCAAAUAUGAUUCACAGCACACAAGAAACCAUAACGAUCAGUAAAAUGUUUGUACUUAAAGCGAAAGAUCACAAACAUGUGUGCCAUUUGCAAAUAUUUUUGAAAUAAUAUACAAAAUAAAAGAUGUAAACUUUGUACUUGA